GAGCAGCCCUGGGAGAGUGGAGCCAGACAGCUGAUGACAAGAAGGAAAAGGAGACUUGAGACACCCAGCCUGAGGUCAGACCACAUCCACGUCCCACGGACAGCAGCGGACACUCCCUGUCAAUGUUCAGGCCCUGAGCUGCUGCGUCCCAGUGGCCACCGUGCCCAGAAUGGCCAGCACUGGGUUUCCGCAGCAGCCCCAGCUUCUCUCCAAAGAAGCCACCACCUCCAACACCGAGGGCCCCGCUGGGGGUCAUCGCGGCUCCACAGAUUGCGACCUGGAGUGCCUGGUGUGCCGGGAGCCCUACAGCAGUGCCCGGACACCAAAGCUCCUGGGCUGCCAGCAUGCUUUCUGUGCCGUCUGCCUGAAGCUGCUGCUGUACGUGCAGGAUGACACCUGGUCCAUCACCUGCCCACUGUGCCGCCAGGCCACCGCCGUCCCCGGGGGCCUCGUCUGCACCCUGCGUGACCAGGAGGCCGUGCUGGGGUGGCUGGCCCGGCCAGGCCCCGAGGUGCGACUCUGUCCUCAGGGGCUGGCAAAUGGGACCACCUUGACUGCAGGACACCCCAGCUUAGCAGAAGAUGAGCAGGACGUGGCGAGUGCCAACAGCAUGGCAGCCCGGCGCCUGGCGGCACACCUGCUCCUCCUGGUCUUGCUCAUCGCCCUCAUCCUGCCCUUCAUCUACCCAGGCGUCAUCCGAUGGGUGCUCAGCUUCCUCGUCGCCCUGGCCCUGCUGCUGUCUAUGAUUUUUUGCUGUCACCCCAACAGCCAGGGCAACUGCUGCUGGCCCUCCGCCAGGACCCUCUUCUGCAGAGAGUGGAAACACAGCGAGAUCGCCUCCAUUGCCUGAGCACGCUCUGACGGGUGGUCCCUGCACCACCUUCUGCCUCUGCGGCCCGCUUACUGGCACAGGGAACAGGGUAAGGGGCUACACAUCUGACCGGCUCCCUUGGGAGAUGAAAGCAGGACUUGCAAGCCAAAGCCAGAAUGGCUGUCUUGGGUCAAGAACUGUGUGCUUGGACGACAGACUUUUGCCGGCCCAGGCUACAGCACAGCUAGCUGGGGAUGAAGGAAGGGACACAAGGGAUUUGAAUGCCUCAAGGGGGGAGGAUCCUCUUCCUCUUCUUCCAAUGUUCCUGGUUUGCACCUUGAUGAAAGUAUUGCAAAUAUUGAUGUUAUUGCAGAACAAAUAGAACAGAACUUUUUUUUUUUUU
Molecule: messenger RNA, 1214 nt
Organism: Phacochoerus africanus (Common warthog)
Lineage: Eukaryota; Metazoa; Chordata; Mammalia; Artiodactyla; Suidae
Gene: RNF186
Product: ring finger protein 186
Exons: 1
Coding region: 170-850 (226 amino acids)
Biological process (GO): protein localization to mitochondrion; protein K29-linked ubiquitination; proteasome-mediated ubiquitin-dependent protein catabolic process
Cellular component (GO): endoplasmic reticulum membrane
Molecular function (GO): ubiquitin protein ligase activity
Source: RefSeq, a predicted model, not a curated record